AUGGCGGCGGUCGACGACGCCGUCGCCGUCGCGGGCGAUCCGCCGACCGCCGACGCCGCCGACGCGCCCGCGCCCGCGAUCGCGACGACGCCGCAGACCAAGCUCAAGGGCUACGCGUUCUUCGAGUCCAUGGGCUCGCCGCGCUUCCACGUCGCCCCCAUGGUGGACCAGAGCGAGCUCGCGUUCCGAACGCUCUGCCGACGGUACGGCGCGACGCUCGCGUACACGCCGAUGAUUCACGCGCGGCUGUUCGUGGAAGACCUAAAGUACCGAGCGGAGAUCUUCACGACCGUGGAGGGCAUCGCGGACCGCCCGCUGCUCGUGCAGUUCUGCGCGAACGACCCGGCGACGCUCCUCGCCGCGGCGAAGCUCGUCGCGCCGCACUGCGACGGCGUGGACAUCAAUUUCGGAUGCCCGCAACGCAUCGCGAAGAAGGGGCGAUACGGCGCGUUUCUCAUGGACGACUGGAAGACCGUGCACGAUCUGAUAUCCAUACUCGACAAGGAGCUGUCCGUGCCCGUCACGGCGAAGAUACGCGUGUACGACGACUUAGAGACGUCGAUACAGUACGCGGAGAUGGUGCAAAACGCGGGCGCGCAGCUCGUCGCGAUUCACGGGCGGACGCGAGAGCAGAAACGCGCGUCGGACGUUCGAGCGAAUUGGGCGUUCAUAAAGGCGAUCAAAGAGCGGCUCACCGUGCCGGUGAUCGCGAACGGGGACGUGCGUACGUUGGCCGAGGCGAGGAAGUGCCUGGAAGCGACCGGCGCGGACGGCGUCAUGUCCGCGGACCCUCUCUUGGAGAACCCGUCGCUCUUCUCCGAUCCGCCGUUCGCGCCGACGCGGGAUCUCGCGAAUCCGCUUCCGAUCGAGGGCGACGCGAACUGCCGGCUGCUGAUGGAAUACCUGGACAUCACGCAACUCCCGGGGCACCACACGCCGCUGCGGAUGAUCAAGGCCCACGUGUUCAAGAUGGUCGGCCAUUGGCUCGCGGAGUUCACGGACUUGCGCGACUGGCUGAACCGAGAAAAGUACGAAAAGAUUACAAUCGACGCGUUGCGGGCGUGGACGAAGGAGCUCACCGGCCGCGUGCGGUUGAUUGCGAAGAAGGAGGGGCGACUGCGGCCGAUCGCGAAGAAGAGCGAGCGCGCGCUCGCGAGGGAGGCGGCGGAGGAGGCGGAGAGGAUCAAGACGGCGGCGAUCGAGGAGCAGAAGAGGGAGGACGACGCCAUCGCGGGUGCGCGUCGCUUUGGUUUUUUUUGGUUUGGUUUCUUUUUUUCCGCGGGGGGGGCUGUGCGUUUUUUUUUCAUUCUCGACCCGGCCUGA
Molecule: messenger RNA, 1323 nt
Organism: Micromonas pusilla CCMP1545
Lineage: Eukaryota; Viridiplantae; Chlorophyta; Mamiellophyceae; Mamiellales; Mamiellaceae
Exons: 1
Coding region: 1-1323 (440 amino acids)
Biological process (GO): tRNA processing
Molecular function (GO): tRNA dihydrouridine synthase activity; flavin adenine dinucleotide binding
Source: RefSeq, a predicted model, not a curated record